CAGUGGACCUGCGCUCAAGACUCCUCACCAAUGACGAGAAAACAGUGAUUUACAUAGACCAGACUCUAUCAGAAUCAUCAUAAAAGGUUUUCAGGGAAAGGAUUGUCCUGGUCAUCUGAUGAACGACGGGGCAGAGGUGUUUCUUUUCUUACAGAGUUUUGUUCUUCGUAAAUGAAGUUUUCUCCCGUAGUUUUGUGAGAAUGCAGGAGUCGGUGCUUCUCAAUUUCUUCACCAAAUACUGCGUCGUGCUCGUGUGCCUCUGUGGGGUUCACCUCGUCGUUGCACUGUUUUUUUAUUUAACAGAAUCGCCCAUAAAAUUUACCAAUUACCGGAAAAUUAAAUUAGACCCCGAUAUAUUUAGUUCUCAAUCUCAUAGAACAGCAGCACUUGGCAUCCAUGACAAUGGAACAGAGGCAGAAGUAAACAAACUGCUCUAUGGAGAUGUCAUUAAAGAUGACGUAGAUGAGGAACCACUAGAACCAUGUCCUGAGACCUCACCACUUUUGGUGGGUCCAAUGCGAGUUGACUUUUCAGAGCCUGUUAAUUUGGAUAUGGUGCGUGAAGAAAAUCCACAGCUGGAGAUGGGUGGCAGGUAUAAACCUAGUGAUUGUGUGGCUCUACAAAAAGUGGCAAUAAUCAUCCCAUUCAGAAACAGAGGUGAACAUCUGAAGUACUGGCUCCACUACCUUCACCCUAUCCUAAAGAGGCAACAGCUCGAUUAUGGGAUUUAUGUCAUUCAACAGGAUGGAGAGGGGACAUUCAACAGGGCGAAACUGCUCAAUGUGGGUUACGUAGAGGCACUAAAGGAGUAUGAUUAUGACUGUUUCAUCUUCAGUGAUGUAGACAUCAUCCCCAUGGAUGAUCGCAACACCUACAAGUGCUCCAGCCAGCCGCGCCACCUCUCUGUGUCCAUGGACAAGUUUGGUUUUAGGUUGCCAUAUAAACAGUAUUUUGGAGGUGUUUCAGCAAUGAGUAAAGAGCAGUUUCAAAAGAUCAAUGGCUUUCCCAAUAACUACUGGGGCUGGGGAGGAGAAGACGAUGACAUCUUUAACAGGCUUGUAUUUCGAGGCAUGAAAAUAUCAAGGCCGAGCGGAGACAUCGGUAAAUGUAGAAUGAUUCGUCACUCAAGAGACAAGAAAAAUGAGCCAAACCCACAGAGAUUUAAGAGAAUUGCUCACACACGACAGACAAUGAAUACGGAUGGCAUCAAGUCACUCAGUUACAAAGUGGUAGAUAUAGAUAUAGACCUGCUCUACACCCAAAUCACAGUGGAUAUCGGCAAGCCAUGAAGACUCUAGAGCUCACAAAAAACGGUUAGCUCACUGCAACCUUUCAGAGAUCUUUAAACUGCACAUCUGACUCUGAAUCGGUUCAACCUCGUGAACAACAAAGAAAAUACUGUUGGAAAAACUACGUCUGAAUGAAAGAGACAUUCUUCUGAAGGGCACACUAAGUGAAAGAACAAGUGAAUUGUAAUUUUUUACAUUAUAUGCCUGUUAAUUGUCUGUUUCAGACCUUAAUGAACAUUAUUUUUUGUAAAGCUUCCAUGCAAAGCAGCCUCUAAAAAAUUAUGUUUCAGGGAACAACUGACUACUGUGUACUCCAGUUCAAACCUGCACACUCAAACAAAACACUUUACAGAGUUUUUAAGAGAAGACAGUUCAAUAAGUAGACUGACUUUACAUUAGUGCCCUGUGGUAAAUACUCAGGCUCUGAGUAUUAUUAAAGGAAUAGUUCACCCAAAAAAUUAUAAUUCCGCCAUUUACUCACCCCUAUGUUGUCACGAACCUGUACGAGUUUCUUCUGUUGAACAAAAAAUAAGUUAUUUUAAAGAAUGUUGGUAACCCAAUAUUUGAUCAAAUAUUUGGUUACCAUUAUUCUUUAAAAUAACUGAUUUUUUGUUCAACAGAGGAAACCAAUUAAGGGAGAGUAAAUGAUAAUUUCAAUGGAAAAAAAAUAAAUAUUUAAAUACAAAAUAUUGUUUUACAAUAUCACUAUACACUCAUGUGAAGUGUUGUUUUUCUAAUAGAACAUCAUUUUGAUUGGUGGAGGUUUAGUGUUUUGUUUCAUUUGGCAAUGAAAAAUGUUUCACACUUAGCCAGUGGGACCCACUGAAUAUUGAGUGAAAAUAUUUUGAGAUAUUAUUUGGUGUGGGGGUUGGGGGGAAUAGCUGUAGCUAAAUAAAUAAACAAAUAAAGAACUAUUUGAGGCUGUUUUUAUCUUUACGACUAUGCAAAAGAACUGAAAAGGCAAGGGCCACUGCUGAUGAGAGUAUUGAUACUCAUGUUGGUAAAUAUUUAGAGGUUCUUGUUGUUUCUUAUGAUCAGCUGCCUUGAAAAGUAAUUGUGAAAUAUUAUUGAAAGUUACAAUAAAUGUUUUUUUCUUUUUCAUUUGAA
Carassius gibelio (silver crucian carp) is the source of this 2396-nucleotide messenger RNA. RefSeq names its product beta-1,4-galactosyltransferase 1-like. The record is from RefSeq and is a predicted model, not a curated record. Bases 201 to 1289 code for a protein of 362 amino acids. Gene Ontology annotation, biological process: carbohydrate metabolic process; protein N-linked glycosylation. NCBI's taxonomy places the organism in Eukaryota, Metazoa, Chordata, Actinopteri, Cypriniformes, Cyprinidae. Gene Ontology annotation, molecular function: beta-N-acetylglucosaminylglycopeptide beta-1,4-galactosyltransferase activity; cytoskeletal protein binding. The transcript has 6 exons.